Messenger RNA from Aureobasidium melanogenum CBS 110374, 2772 nucleotides. Its product is annotated as ARM repeat-containing protein. Gene Ontology annotation, biological process: proteasome-mediated ubiquitin-dependent protein catabolic process. Gene Ontology annotation, molecular function: protein binding. The transcript is spliced from 4 exons. The record is from RefSeq and is a predicted model, not a curated record. Gene Ontology annotation, cellular component: GID complex. NCBI's taxonomy places the organism in Eukaryota, Fungi, Ascomycota, Dothideomycetes, Dothideales, Saccotheciaceae. Bases 1 to 2772 code for a protein of 923 amino acids.
AUGGUGCAGCCUCCGUCGCUGGCUGCUCUCCACGAGCUCAAGACGUCGAUCCAACUAUCGCCCGACCAGCGAUUGUCCCUCUUGCGCAUCAUCAAGAACGACAUUGUUGGCCACGGCCAGCGCAAGAAGCUUGUAGUUCGUCAUGGCCUGCUUGACUGCCUGGCCCAACUUCUGGCUACUUCGCCCGGUACCGACGUCCAACUGCAGACAACCUUGAUCGUUGCCAGCCUCGCCGACGAGGGCUCUGCUUUUGUCGCUCCCAUCCUCCAUAGCAAUCUGCUGCAAUCCAUAGCUCUAUAUCUCUCUCCGCCUUCCUCUUCGUCAACCAGCCUUGUCACCGCCUCUCUGCGCGCUCUCAACGCUCUCGCCGUCUCGUGGACUUCCUCGCCCAACCCAGACCCGAUAUUUGUCUCUCACGUCUUGAACAAGAACACCCUCGCUUCUUUUUUGAAGAUCCUCCGUCAUCCUCUACCUACUUCAAACGAACAACAGCAUAUUGCUUUGGUCUCGACCCUGAUCGCAACUUGUUAUACUCAUUGCACUCAGCUGCGUUCGGCUCUGGUCCAUCAUGGCAUUCUCGAUGCCCUUGCAUCAAAUCUCGCCAGCUUUGCGCUCGUCUACAACAUAAAUCCACAAUCCAGCCAUAAUAAACUCGAUAUCGCCGCUCUUCUCAAUGCCGUCUCAACUAUCAUUCGCGACUCGACCUAUCGAGCCCACCGUCUCAUCUUCUCUGAUGAUUUGAGGCGCAUCUUCAGCCAUGCAUCAGACUCCACCCACUCAGAUUCUCUCCAGACCCCUGCUUUGAGCCACCACAAACACCCCAAGCCCAGUAAUGUCGUCCAGGUCGAUACUCUACUCCCCAAAGUCAUGGUCCCUCUGCAAAAGUCCCUCGCCUUUGGCCACCAUGCUUUGAACAACUCUAGACUCUUCUCGGACCACGCCGCCACCAACAUCUCCGUAGACUCACCUCUCUGCGUCUGGCUCAUGUACCUUGCUCGCUCACAGCAAGAUCCUUGCUGUCGUCUGGCCGCUCUUCGCCUUUUGGCCAUCCUCAACGAUGCACUCGAUGCUGACAUUGACGCCCCCCGUUACGACACACUUACCAGAUCAAGAGAAAGAGAAAGACAAAUGGCUUUGUUUGCGAUUCCCAUUGCUGUCAAGCUUGUUCAAGAUUCACUAGAUACUAUCUUUGGCCAGGAGCUGUCUAUCGUCAAAGAAGACGCCUGUGCUGUUCUAGCCCAUCUGAUUGAGAACAGCACUGAGCUUCAGCAAGCCGCCCUUGAUGCUGGCGCCGUCAAACAUGUCUCACAACUACUCAAAAAGUCCUUUGACCCUAUUACUCUUGCCCGCCCAAUGUGGUCGGCAGACUCUCAAGCUCUAGACUCGCAACUGCCCCCGACCCCAUCCGCUACCCUUGGGCCCGAUGGCCUUGCGCCGGAAGUUAUGCAUGCUAUGAAAUGUAGAGCAGGUGCAUUAGAGGCCCUUGCCGCUAUUGCCGAGAAAGAAGAUGUCAACCGCAAGGCAGUCAUUGAUAGUGGCAUCAUCUCUAAUCUUAUUGACUCACUUGUACCUGUCAGCGCCUUUGACUCCUCGAUUCUGCCCUCCAAGAACGGGAACACAGUACCAGUCUUGCUCGCCGCCUGCCAUGCUGCUACAGCCUUGUCAAGGUCUGUCAGCCUCUUGCGCACAGCUCUCAUCGACGCUGGUAUAACAAAACCUGUAUAUAACCUCUUGACGUUCCCAGACCUCGAGGUUCAGAUCGCUGCUACCAAUGUCACCUGUGAUCUGGUGCUCGAGUUCAGUCCAAUGCGUCAGGAUCUCGUCACCGCUGGCAUCGUCACAGUACUGUGUGAGCAGGCGAAGCGAUCUAACUCGAAGUUGCGCCAAGCCUCGCUAUGGGCUUUGAAACAUCUUGUCCUCAACUCUCCAAAAGACCUGAAGAUAGAAUGUCUCGAACAACUAGGCACAGGUUGGCUAGUCCAGGCAGUGAAUGGAACAUCUGAACCGGGAACCUCUGUGGCUCUGGGUAGUAUUAACGCUGCAGGUGAACAGGUCGAUCUGCUAAAUGCCUCCAGCACACCCGUGGACGGUGAAGUAUUGAUGGACCAAAACGGUACACGCUAUCAAUCCAGCGGGCUCAGGUCGACGCUGGACACUACCAACUAUAAAACGCAUCUACGAUUACUGCGUAAGAAUGAACAUGACCCUGGAGUGCAGGCAAAACAUGACGAUAUGUUGGUCCAAGAACAAGCACUAGAUUUCAUCAGGAAUUUGAUCAAUGGCGAUGACAAUGUCGCCAUGAUCGAGCAUCUCAACAGUGUCUUGGGUGCAGAUCGGCUGUUCGAAAUGCUCCACAAUAAACUUCGACCUGUUGUGUUCCGGCCUAACUCGCCGCUUCACGCUCACAGCCACACCCCACCGGAACUGAUCAAUGCUGCUCUGGGUGUUAUCAUCCAUGUGGCUGGAGGAUCGUCCAAACAUCGCCAACAAUUGAUAGCACAAACGCCUCUGUUGACCGCCUGGCUACCACAUUUCUCUCACGCAGACCGUCGUAUUCGUGUAGCGUCUGUCUGGGCCAUUAUCAACUUGACCUGGGUCGAUAGUGCUGCCGACAGAGAAGACGCCAAAGCGAGAGCUCGUAUCUUAGCAUCGUUCGGCAUAGAUGAGAAGAUACGGGCUUUGGCAGAAGAUGUUGAUGCUGAUACACGAGAAAGAGUCAAGACAGCCGUAAGGCAGAUCGAUGAACUGUUGGAAGGCGGUCGAUAUCGAUGA